This is a messenger RNA of Haliotis rubra (blacklip abalone), 1226 nucleotides long. Its product is annotated as max-like protein X. Gene Ontology annotation, biological process: regulation of transcription by RNA polymerase II. The transcript is spliced from 9 exons. Gene Ontology annotation, cellular component: nucleus. The record is from RefSeq and is a predicted model, not a curated record. Gene Ontology annotation, molecular function: DNA-binding transcription factor activity, RNA polymerase II-specific; RNA polymerase II cis-regulatory region sequence-specific DNA binding; protein dimerization activity. Lineage: Eukaryota; Metazoa; Mollusca; Gastropoda; Lepetellida; Haliotidae. Bases 16 to 789 code for a protein of 257 amino acids.
UGUCAUAUUUUCACAAUGCAGAGGAGGGGGAUUCCAAGUUGGUUUGAAGAUGUGUUUGGGGACAACAACACAAGAAGGAUGGCGGACAAUUCCUUUGAUUCGUUUGACCAGAGUACAUUGAUGGAGGGAGACUUGAAGACUGAGUCAAGUCCUACAAGCAACCAGCAGUUUUCCUUUCAGCGAACCAACAGCACCGGCUGUGUCUCCUCAGCCUCCUCUGCUCAAAAUACAGACGAUGAAGACAGUGACACCAGCAAGACCCUAACUUACAAGGACAGGCGGCGGGAAGCCCACACAGUCGCGGAACAGAAACGCAGAGAUGCCAUCAAGAAAGGGUACGACGAGCUGCUGAGUAUCGUGCCCACGUGCCAACAGCCAGACACGCUGAGUGGACAGAAGAUGAGCAAGGCCACUGUGCUGCAGAGAUCUAUUGAGUACAUCCAGUGGCUAAUUGGGCAGAAGAAGAAGCAGGAGGAUGAGCUGGACUCCCUCAGGAAGGAAGUGAUGGCUCUCAAGAUUAUGAAGGCGAACUACGAGCACAUUGUGAAGACACACCAGAACACUCCAGUCCAAGGCCAGAACCAGGUGUCGGAUGAGGUCAAGUUCCAAGUGUUCCAGCAGAUCAUGGACACACUGUUCCAGUCGUUCAAUGCCUCCAUCUCAGUGGCCAACUUUGCAGAGUUGUCAGCAUGUGUGUUCAGUUGGCUGGAGGAGUACUGCAAGCCACAGUCCCUGCGAGAAGUUGUCCUUGGCAUCUUGCGGCAGCUCAACUCCCAGCUGAACCACUGAUAUAAGGUCAAGGUGACUGAGACAAGGUCAAGGGGACUAUGAUACAUCCAGCCAAUCAUCUCAGUUGACAUAUCUUACAGUCAGUGUAUAAUCAUCUUGGAAAUGUUGGUGAUAUCAACUGUACAUAAAAAAUUGUAUUUCAGAUAUGUUGUACGAAUUUGGUAACUGUUUACAUACAUUAUGUAAUAACAGUUUGUCUGUUUUAUGUGGAUAUACAUAAAUUCAUGUUUGUGUCAAAUAUUGUUUCACCUUAGGUGAAGCAAACAAGGAAUAAAAUUGAUUUAUGGAGAUUUCCCUUUACUUUUGUUUGUUAUUUUAAUCAUGAAUAGUGAAUGUUGACAUGCUGUCAUUACCAGGUAAAGGGUGCCAUUUUGGCAAUAAUUUCUCAGUACUGAUGCAUUUAUAUCAGAAUGGUAAUAAACUGACUCUAUAUUGAU